GUUCUCGCUCUCGCGGUAGCUCCGCGCCUACACCGGCGGCGACAUUCAGAGAGGAGAUGGCGGCCAGAGGGGGGUUUCAGUCGGCACCGACGGGUGGUGGUGGAGCAAUGGGACCUGGACCACCGGUACCGGGUGCAGGACCAGGCAUGGGACCAGGAACACCUUCUGGAAGAAUGGGACCAUCAGCUGCCGCGCAGAACCACAUGUACCGCUCACCGAUGCCCGGGCCUGGGUACCCGAGACCAGGCAUGCCUCCUUCCAGUCGCAUGACCCCUCAGGGACCAGCCAUGGGCCCUCCAGGAUACGGCAACAGCCCCGUGUCCCGUCCUGGCAUGGCAGGUGUGAUGGAUCCGUCUCGUAAGAGGCCGGCUCCUCAACAGAUUCAGCAGGUUCAGCAACAACAGAACCGCAACCAGCACACAAAGAAGAAGAAGAUGGCUGAUAAAAUUCUACCUCAGAGGAUCAGGGAACUGGUCCCAGAGUCUCAGGCUUACAUGGAUCUGCUGGCUUUUGAGAGGAAGCUGGACCAGACCAUCAUGCGCAAGAGGCUGGACAUUCAGGAGGCCCUCAAGAGGCCAAUUAAGCAAAAGAGAAAGCUAAGGAUUUUUAUCUCCAACACCUUCAACCCAGCAAAGCCUGAUGCUGAGGAUGGAGAGGGCACAGUUGCAUCAUGGGAGCUACGUGUCGAGGGGCGUCUGCUGGAAGAUACAGCCGUGUCAAAGUAUGAAGCCACGAAACAGAAAAGAAAGUUCUCCUCAUUCUUCAAGUCCUUGGUGAUCGAGCUGGACAAAGAUCUAUAUGGUCCAGAUAAUCACCUUGUGGAAUGGCAUAGGACUGCGACAACCCAGGAGACCGAUGGUUUCCAGGUGAAGAGGCCAGGUGAUGUGGGUGUUCGUUGCACCGUCCUUCUCAUGCUUGAUUACCAGCCCCCUCAGUUCAAGCUGGACCCCCGAUUGGCCCGUAUGUUGGGUAUCCACACCCAGACCAGACCCGUCAUCAUUCAGGCCCUGUGGCAGUACGUGAAGACCCACAAACUCCAGGACCCACAUGAGCGGGAGUUCAUCAACUGUGACAAAUACUUGCAGCAGAUCUUUGAGACUCAGCGAAUGAAGUUUUCUGAGAUCCCACAGCGCUUGCAUGCACUUCUCAUGCCCCCAGAGCCCAUCAUCAUCAACCAUCUGAUCAGUGUGGAUCCUAAUGACCAAAAGAAGACUGCCUGCUAUGACAUUGAUGUGGAGGUGGACGACACGUUGAAGACCCAGAUGAACUCCUUCCUUCUCUCCACAGCCAGCCAGCAGGAAAUAGCAGGGCUGGACAACAAGAUCCAUGAAACCAUUGAGACCAUUAACCAGCUGAAGACCCAGAGGGAGUUCAUGUUGAGUUUUGCCAGGGAUCCUCAGGGCUUUAUCAACGACUGGUUGCAGUCCCAGUGCAGAGACCUCAAGACCAUGACAGAUGUGGUAGGAAACCCAGAAGAGGAGCGAAGAGCAGAGUUUUACUACCAGCCGUGGGCUCAGGAGGCCGUCUGCCGUUACUUCUACUCCAAGGUCCAGCAGAGGCGGCAGGAGCUGGAGCAGGCGCUCGGCAUCAGAAACACCUAAAGAAGGUCGUCACAUGCAGCAGGAAAUGAGAAGACAUGUUUUGCUGGUGGAGACAACUAAUGUGUGUGCGUGGGACAUUUAAACUGACAAACAUAGAGAGAGAGAUAGAUAAAAGAUGGCCUCAGCAUUUUCUAGGAUGUCAAUUUUCCUUUAUCUUCCCCCCCCCCCCUCCCCCCAAGUUUGGUUUCUGCUUUAUCUUUUUUCUUUUAAUGACAGAUUUUUCUCCUCCUCACACCGAGAGCUCUUGAGCAAAAGUGUCUUUAAUUGAAGUUUGAUUUUUUUUUUUUUUUUCCAUGUCUUAGCCUUAGCUAGAAGCAUUCCUUUCAUUUUGACAACACACUGUGUCCUCACAAAAAACGUAGAUUGUACACAGAUGAAAAGCAGAGGGCAGACUGUACCUCGCAACUUUAAAUGUAUUGUCCCUGGAACAAAAAAAUAAUCUUAAAUCAGCCGGAAUGUGUCGAGUCUGGCGUGGCUCUUUGUUCCCGCUUUUGGAAAGUAAAUUUACAUUUUCAACUCCAAGCCUGGCCCCCGGAUGCUUGCCCGUUUAGUUAAAUAUUGAUUGUGAUUGUGUUUGUAAUCAAUUGGGCUUUUUUGCUACACAUUGGCUGUUCAUACGUCACCUUGUUUUAAGUUGCCAUUGGUUAUUUUUCACAGUUUGUGGCACAGUCUUUUGAGACAGUCAAUCACAGCAGAUUAUACAUUGUUGUUGGAAAGCAGUUUUAUUUGUUAAAGGUGCCAUUUGUUUUGACGUUUAUUUUUCCUCCUUUUUGUUACUAUCAGUGAUCCUCGUUUUAAAAAUAUGUAUUAUAUCCGUACUUGUCUUGUUAGCUAGUACAGAUUAUCAUUGAAGUAGCUAGUAUGAGUACCUCUAGUCAUUAAAGUUUUGUAAAUACUGAGCAGAAAAAAAACUGAAGAUGGAUGUGAAGUAAACCUGUAUUACUUAUCCUGGCUGAUCUUUUUCUUAAGUCUUUGUCUAUGCUCAGAUAGUCAAACCAGUAUAUUAUUAAUUGGCCCUCGCUCUCCAAGCCCAGUGGUUUAGCUCUCCGCAACAAAGUAAAGACAGCAGUGACGCUUUACGGAGCACGGCUCUGCAGGGAGACAUGCAGUCGGAUUCACGUCGCCUGCAAGUUGGGAAGAGUUAAAACGCCUGCGUUUUUAGUUUAGUGUAUUUUAAUUCUGUGCAGAGAAGUCAUAAAACAUAUGUGGUGGAGCAGAUUUGAGGAGCCGGAGCUUCUUCACACAUUGACUGAAGACCUGGUUUCUGUGGGUUUAAUGGUCGUUUCCCUGUAUGAGGUUAAAAUGAGUGUCCUGGCUGAAAAUGUUUGCGUAUGUGCAUUUUAAUAAUGAAUUCCAAGAAUACACUAAUAAAGGUUUGGGCAGGUACACGAUUUGAAAUGAGCAUCGGGGCACCUCUGGGGUGUAAAACAACACUGGGGGGUGGGACUGUAGAAUUGUGAAUCUGCAGACUUUUUCAUGGACCAAACCUAUUUUUCUGUAUGUUCUUAUGUUAUAAUAAAGGAUUAUGUAGAAUGUC
This is a messenger RNA of Haplochromis burtoni (Burton's mouthbrooder), 3138 nucleotides long. It is a transcript of the gene smarcd1, whose product is annotated as SWI/SNF related, matrix associated, actin dependent regulator of chromatin, subfamily d, member 1. Gene Ontology annotation, cellular component: SWI/SNF complex; nucleus. NCBI's taxonomy places the organism in Eukaryota, Metazoa, Chordata, Actinopteri, Cichliformes, Cichlidae. The transcript is spliced from 13 exons. The record is from RefSeq and is a predicted model, not a curated record. Gene Ontology annotation, biological process: regulation of transcription by RNA polymerase II. The coding region runs from base 57 to 1601 and encodes 514 amino acids.